GUUUCGUCCGUCGCGUGCAGCAGCCGUCGGCCGGUCGCGCGAAGCCUCUGCGGCAGCAUGUUCUCGUGGGGACAGGACGCUCACCGGGGCUUCCGCCUCAAAGACGGGGCGAAACGUGACAGCGGGCCCGCCACGGACUCCGGGCUCCGCCGUUUGGAGCUCGGUUACCGCCUCGCCGGUCUGUCCGCGGGCCGCAGCGCGCUCGCCUUCGUCAAAACCAACGGGAACGCGUUCGUCGUCGUGAAGAAGCAGAGCGGAGGCGGGAAGCAGAAGUUUGUGAAGUGUAAAGAGAAGAUUCAGGCCGUGGGUUGCCAUGGUGAUGGUAAUGAGGUGAUGGUCCUGCUGCUGUCCGAGGAAGGAAAGCUUUUCUGUGUGGAUACUCACGCUUACAAUCCAAAGCCCCUGGAAGCUCUUUGUAACAUACCCGUGUCUCAGGUGGCUUGUGGGAGCCAGCACUCAGUGGCCCUCACCAAAGGUGGUCAGGUGUACACAUGGGGCCAGAACUCCAGGGGCCAGCUGGGUCUGGGGAGCAGUGAGACCUGCACCGACUCGCCCCGACGCCUGGGGGGUCUGUCAGCGCUCCCCCUGGUCCAGGUGGCAGCAGGGGGAGAGCAGAGCUUCGCCCUCUGCGUCUCCGGGGCCGUGUUGGGCUGGGGCCGAAACCACCGCGGGCAACUCGGGCUAGGGGACACAACGGACCGACACACGGCAACUGCUGUUCAUUGUCUGAACAAGAAGUCCACCAUUCACAUUUCCUGCGGAAAGGACCACACUGCCAUUCUGACAAAGAAUGGUGAUGUCUUCACCUUCGGCUCUGGUCAAUAUGGACAGCUUGGGCACAACUUAUUUGGCGAUGAACUACGACCUCGCCUGGUUGCAGAGCUCUGGGGGGCAAAGGUCACCAAGAUUGCUUGUGGAUGGCAUCACACAUUAGCGUUGACAGAGUCAAAGAGGGUUUAUUCCUUCGGCUGUGGAGAGCAGGGCCAGCUGGGCCACGGGAAGGAGAGUCAUCCGUCUGUGCCACUCCCUGUUCAACUGCUACAAGUCGCGACUGAUGCUCAAAUUGGAAACAUCUUUGCAGGGGAAAACUGUUCGUUUGCAACGUGCGCACCUACUGAGGGCGUUCACGAGGAGGCGAGCGACGACGCCAUCGGCAUCAAAACACAGCGUCGUCUCACGGACAUGAUUGACAAAUGGACCCUUGAAUACGAUUCAAAAACAUGGAAAAAAAUCAAAAAAAAAUGUCUUCACAGGGAAAUCCACAGGACGUUCUCCUCCGCUUCCUGUCUCAAUACAAUCUUCCUUGAGCAGAGCAAAGACAAACAUUUCCAGACUUCACCAAAGUAUUCAGGCUUGAAUUUGUCAGUUGCACGACUCUCUUUUGAGAAAUUGGUGAAACGGGACAAUGUUUUCGCCGAGGUUGAGGCUUCUCUCCUUGACUUGCUUCCUUCCCUUAAUAAGAAGCCAUUGGCAGUGGAGGGGUUGAGGAUCUACCUGCUUCUAAAUGAACUCUUGUUCGUGAUCCAGAGGCACAAACGGGAUGGAGCGAGCACAACUCUCGCCAAGGCGGUUGCGGCUUCCCUCCUAAACUUGUCUGUUGACAGUCUCCAGGUCAUAGGGGACUGGUGGUCCUCACUGCCGCUGUCCACCAUGGUUGAACAUGUAAACGUGUGGAAGCAGGCCCUCUCAGCGAUGCUGUCCUCAAUGAGUGUUUCUCACUACUUUGGAGCCAGAAACUUGGUGCUGGUCCUCCAGCAUAUGUACAACGUCAACAGCAGGACAGCAGAACCUCAAAAGAUGCCAGAAACUGACUUCUGUUUGUUGAUUGACAAAAAGUUUCUCCAGGAGGAUCUGUGUCUUUGGAUUCUUACAGAACUCAAGUUUGUUUUCCAUCCUUUUCAGAGCUUUCCUUCCCAGCCACUUAUCCUGUGUCGCUUUCCAUUUCUGAUGGAUCUCCAGUCAAAGAAAUUUGUUUUUGACUUGCAUGCUGAUAGCAGCAGGAUGAGAGCAGAGAUGCCUCAUAUGUUUUGCUGGUUCGCCCAGCCUUUGUCCUUUGACCUAACCCUGAGUCGAGCAUCCAUCCUAGAUGACACCUUCGAACAACUAUCUGGUGUGAAUCCUGAGGAAUACAAGUUACCACUUCUGAUUUAUUUUGAAGAGAACGACAUAGUUGAAAAUGAUCUUAAUCUCUACAAAAAGGACUUUUUUCACGAAGUGUUUCACGAGAUGAUGUCAGCUGAAUCUGGCAUGUUUAUGUUCAACGACUCCAAAACACUGGCAUGGUUCCCCUCCAAAGCAACAGAGGUGGACGAGAGAUACUUCUACUUCGGAGUUCUGUGUGGAUUGGCUUUGUACAACCGGUGCAUCAUACACUUACCCUUCCCACUGGCACUGUUCAAGAAGCUAAUCGGUGUAAAGCCAUCACUCAGUGACUUGAUUGAAUUCAGCCCGUGCGUUGGAGAGAGUCUGCUGAACAUCCUGGAAGACUACGAAGAUGACGACAUCCAAAAUCUCUACAUGGAUUUUGUCAUUCACUGGGAUGACAAAGAAGUUGACCUUGAUACUAAAAAUCCUGGAAAGCCACUGACUGGGCAAAAUAAGAAGGAGUUUGUGGAUGCCUACGUGAACCACGCCUUCAACACAUCGGUAGAUGGUGUGUUUCAGGAUUUCAAGCAAGGCUUCUUCCAGGUGUGUAACCAGGAUUUGGUGAAGCUGUUCCGACCAGAAGAGCUGCAGGAAGUGCUGGUGGGCAAAGACUUCCAUGACUGGGAAAAGCUGAAACAGAACACUGGUUAUGAGGGGGUGUACAGUACUACACCACCUCACCCCACCAUACAGAUGUUUUGGGAGGUUUUUGAUGAACUAACUGAGGAUCAGAAGAGAGCGUUUCUUUGGUUUUUGACUGGCUCUGAAAGGGUUCCCAUUCUUGGCCUGGACAAGAUCAAGAUGACAGUCAGAGUCCAAGAAGUUGAGGACCUCUGCUAUGACGAGUACUACCCUGAGACACAUACAUGUUUCUCAAUCCUGGAGCUGCCCAAGUACUCCAACAAGGAGAUCAUGCACACCAAGCUUACAGAGGCCAUGAGCAGCAAUAGAAAAAUCUACUCUGACUGUAUCUGAGCUAAACAGAGGACUUUUUUGUAAAUGGCUGAAUGAGGAGCAGCCUUUGUAGCUACUGCUUAUGUAACUGGGUGUUAGUAAACGCAACGAGCUUUAUAUUCUUUUAAAUAAAGAUGUGUGGUGGAUGUACAAUAAUAAAGAUAGUAUAAAUGUAUAAACUGUAUCUGUAUAUUAAGGGCUUUUUAUGGCAUCUUUCAAGGUAAUAAAGAGUGAUAGUUUGUUAUUUUGGGCCUAAAUGGGACAAAACAUAUUCCUUGCAAAGCAGCCUGCUCUCUACUGCAAGCACGUAAAUGUAAGAAAAUGUUUGUUACAUGCAAUGUUUUAUCAUUUUGGAGCAAUAAAAAUUGAAACUGGAAGAAAUCAA
Pungitius pungitius (ninespine stickleback) is the source of this 3484-nucleotide messenger RNA. Its product is annotated as probable E3 ubiquitin-protein ligase HERC4. Gene Ontology annotation, molecular function: ubiquitin protein ligase activity. NCBI's taxonomy places the organism in Eukaryota, Metazoa, Chordata, Actinopteri, Perciformes, Gasterosteidae. The coding region runs from base 58 to 3120 and encodes 1020 amino acids. The record is from RefSeq and is a predicted model, not a curated record. Gene Ontology annotation, cellular component: cytoplasm. The transcript has 23 exons. Gene Ontology annotation, biological process: ubiquitin-dependent protein catabolic process; protein ubiquitination.